Molecule: messenger RNA, 802 nt
Organism: Tarenaya hassleriana
Lineage: Eukaryota; Viridiplantae; Streptophyta; Magnoliopsida; Brassicales; Cleomaceae
Product: ethylene-responsive transcription factor ERF037-like
Exons: 1
Coding region: 96-746 (216 amino acids)
Biological process (GO): regulation of DNA-templated transcription
Molecular function (GO): DNA-binding transcription factor activity; DNA binding
Source: RefSeq, a predicted model, not a curated record
UAAUAACAUGAAGGAAAAUCAUAUAUACCAUUCCAGUCUCUCUCUAUAUAAGAUCUAUAUUCACUCGUCCUCGUCUCAAAACCCAUCGAGUCACCAUGGUUGACUCGCCCAACUCAGACGCCGGCUCAUCCAUCUCCACUACCGAGUCGAUUUCACCGAGUGAUGAACCCGCGAGGACGAAGAACAAGAAGCGGGUCAGACCCCAACCGGGAUAUCGAGGGGUCCGAAUGAGGACGUGGGGCAGAUGGGUCUCCGAGAUUCGAGAGCCUCGCAAGAAGAGCCGCAUCUGGCUCGGCCCCUUCGCCACCGCCGAGAUGGCGGCGCGUGCUCAUGACGCGGCGGCGUUGACCGUCAAAGGCUCCUCCGCCGUCCUCAACUUCCCGGAGCUCUCCGCUUUCCUCCCCCGACCGGCCUCGAACUCUCCCCGUGACGUUCAAGCCGCCGCCGCCAUCGCUGCCGGUAUGGAUUUCUCCGCCGCCGCCGUAGAAAUCCAGUCUCCGCCUUCGGUCUCGUCGGAGGCGUCUACGUCGUCGUCGUCGGAGCUGAGCGAGAUAGUCGAGUUGCCGAGUUUGGAGACGAGUCACGACGAGUCGGUGAGCGAGUUCGUGUUUGCUGACUCGGUAGUUCCUGGUUCGCCGUGGUAUUUCAGCAACUGUUAUAGUUGCAACCAUCGCGAGGACGAUGGUACUACGUGUGAAGUCUUCGAGUCUUUCAAUUUUGGUCCUCUUUUCUCCUUAGAAUUUUAAUUGUACCCCAGAUAUUUAAAUUCACAAUUUAGCCCUCUCCUGGAGGUUUAAUUUAA